AUUAAAUAAUUUAGAACUUAGAAUUACUGAAUUAUGUCAUAGGGUGAAAUAACGACGACAUGGGAGUCAUGACUUGACCAAGCACAAAGAAUGAACCAGCAGUAAAAGAGAAAAUAACGCAAGCUGGCUGACUGCUGGUAAAGAAGAUGCUGUUUUUUUGUAGCAGACAUCUGUGGGAUCUGUAAUAGAAAUGAUGGCUGGCUGUGGUGAAAUCGAUCACUCAAUAAACAUGCUUCCUACAAACAGGAAAGCAAAUGAGCCCUGUUCUAAUACCACACCUUCUCUAACUGUCCCUGAAUGUGCCAUUUGUCUGCAAACAUGUGUGCACCCAGUCAGUCUGCCCUGUAAACACGUCUUCUGCUAUCUGUGUGUAAAGGGAGCUUCAUGGCUUGGAAAGCGCUGUGCCCUUUGUCGACAAGAAAUUCCUGAGGAUUUCCUUGACAAGCCAACUUUGUUGUCGCCAGAAGAACUCAAGGCAGCAAGUAGAGGAAAUGGUGAAUAUGCAUGGUAUUAUGAAGGAAGAAAUGGGUGGUGGCAGUAUGAUGAGCGCACUAGUAGAGAGCUGGAGGAUGCUUUUUCCAAAGGUAAAAAGAACACUGAAAUGCUAAUUGCUGGGUUUCUAUAUGUUGCUGAUCUUGAAAAUAUGGUUCAAUAUAGGCGAAAUGAACAUGGACGUCGCAGGAAGAUUAAGCGAGAUAUAAUAGAUAUACCAAAGAAGGGAGUAGCCGGACUUAGGCUAGACUGUGAUGCUAGUACCGUAAACCUAGCAAGAGAGAGCUCUGCCGAUGGAGCGGACAGUGUAUCAGCACAGAAUGGAGCUUCCGUUCAGCCUCUGGUGUCUUCUUCUGUAAGGCCCCUAACAUCAGUAGAUGGUCAGUUAACAAGCCCUGCAACUCCAUCCCCUGAUGCCAGCACCUCUCUGGAAGACUCUUUUGCUCACCUACAACUCAGUGGAGACAACAUAGCCGAAAGGAGUCAUAGGGGGGAAGGAGAAGAAGAUCACGAGUCGCCGUCUUCUGGCAGGGUACCAGCACCAGACACCUCCAUUGAAGAAACCGAGUCAGAUGCCAGUAGUGAGAGUGAGGAUGUAUCUGCGGUUGUUGCACAGCACUCCCUGACCCAACAGAGACUUUUGGUUUCUAAUGCAAGCCAGACAGCACCUGAUCGAUCAGAUCGAUCCGUUCCUGAUCGAUCAGUAGCAGGGGGUGCGACAGUGAGUGUCAGAUCUAGAAGGCCUGAUGGACAAUGUACAGUAACUGAAGUUUAAAUAAAGUCUUAAGCGCCAUGCUCAAGGUGGAAAGGGUUACCUGUAAAUUUCUGCCCACAUACAUUAUACUCAUCCCUGGUAGUACAUUUUGGGGAUUGGGGUGGGAAGGGGGAUGGGAAGGAUAGACCCGUAAUUAAAAUGUCUAACAUGUCUCUGUUGAGAAAUUUAUUUAACGUAAGGAACUUGGGUGUUAACAGUUGAGAACCGUUUAGUAAUAACCCAGUUUUCUCAAGGUCUGUUUACUUUAUAUAGUUUAAGAAAAAUUUUCUUUAGUUCUUUUGGCCAGUGUUGUGUGUAUUAUUUGUGCAUUAAUGGUCCUCACUUGACUCUUGCAUCGUGUCUUAUUUUUCUGCAUGGAUUGGCAUAAAACCAUUACUAAAAUUUGGCACCUAUGAGAUGUUUGGUAUCAUUAUGAGCAGAAAGCUUAAUGUGAGAAUAGAUGUGAAUUUGAAUUUUAAAAUAGAUAACUAUUUUAUAGUAAAGUUAUUGAAACAGAAAUGAAAACAGCUAAUAACUUACGUUCAGAAUCUCUGUAACACACUUCAUGGCGUUCCCAUUGGCUUUGCUGUCUAGUCCUUAUAGUUUGAGGUUUCUCUUGGUCCGCAUUUUUUUUUGACAGAAUUUAUAAUUUAAUAAAUAUUAGAGUUUAUCAAAAAUACUCUGUCUCUUGUUUGAGUGUGUGGAAAGGGGAUGGAAUCAUUUGUGGCCAAAGGUUCCUAAAAAAGGGAUUGCAUUCAGCUUAAAUAGUUACCCCAGAAAAGUUUGAUUUCUUCAUAGACAGUAUUUACACAGAAUCUACAGGUAGUGUAUGUGGAAUAAAUAUACGUGGAAAUAA
This is a messenger RNA of Carlito syrichta (Philippine tarsier), 2102 nucleotides long. RefSeq names its product ring finger protein 146 (gene RNF146). Gene Ontology annotation, biological process: ubiquitin-dependent protein catabolic process; Wnt signaling pathway. The record is from RefSeq and is a predicted model, not a curated record. Lineage: Eukaryota; Metazoa; Chordata; Mammalia; Primates; Tarsiidae. Gene Ontology annotation, cellular component: cytoplasm; nucleus. The transcript is spliced from 3 exons. The coding region runs from base 191 to 1267 and encodes 358 amino acids. Gene Ontology annotation, molecular function: ubiquitin protein ligase activity; poly-ADP-D-ribose binding; zinc ion binding.